UUGAACAAGCCACUAAAGAUCCAGUAGCAGACGACAAAGCUACGACGUCUAGCUGUUUGUUUAUCGUACGCAUUCUAGCUGUAUGCGAUAACAGCUGAUAACGCUCCAUCUAAACCACGACAAACUGCAUUGCUCGGUGGAGGCGCCAGAGCAGCCAGAGAAACGAGAAGCAAUGAACUCUUUUAUCGACUAAUUCCGGUUCGACUUUGCGUUUGGCUUGAUGUCGCGCGCACGUACGUAAACAUGGCGGUUUCCCGUGUGACGGUCGAACUGUUCUACGAUGUCAUCUCUCCUUAUUCCUACCUAGCGUUCGAAACCCUGACGCGCUACAGGGCGCCGUGGAACCUGGACCUCAAGCUGAAGCCUUUCUUCCUGGGCGGCGUCAUGAAGGAGUCCAACAACAGACCUCCGUCGCUGGUGCCCAACAAGGCGUCCUACAUGACGACGGACUUGCGUCGGCUCUCGGACUUCUACGGCGUGCCCAUCAAGCCGCCCGACUUCUUCCUGGAGUUCAUCACGACCAAGUCGACGAUCAAGCCGCAGCGGUUCCUCAUCGCGCUGGACAUGAAGUACCCUCAGCACUUGGAGGAAGUGUCGCGAGGAUUUUGGAAGCGCUUCUACGAGGACAACAAGGACAUCGCCGAAGAGGACAGCGUAGCCGAGGUCGGUCGCGCCGCGGGAAUGCAGGAGGACGCGAUUAAGGACGCCCUCACCAUGAUCAAGGAGGAUCGAGUCAAGAAGGCGCUACUGGAAAACACGAAACUCGCGGUGGACGAGUACAGAGCGUUCGGAGCGCCCACGAUCGUGGCGCACGUAGCGGGCAAACCCGAGGUGUUCUUCGGCAGCGACAGGUUCGAAGUGAUGGCACACGUCAUGAGAAAGAAGUGGCUAGGUCCGAAACCGGCCGAAGCUGCCAAGCUGUGAUACGCGCGCACAGUUUCGUAGCAACAUAACUUUAUAUACCAUGUAUAUAAGCACAGUAUUAUAAACGUGGCUAGCUUGGUUGCUUGUUCCUCGUUUCUUUGCUUCUACCCGCCACGGUGGCUCCACCAUCAAGCUUGUGGUUAGCAUAUGGGCGAAACCUUUUAAAUUGAGAUGGAGGACGACCGAGGAAUAGAUUGGUCGCCUAGAGUAUAAGCAAACGCAGAAUCGCGAGUUGGUGGAUGUUCAUCGUGGGAUAUUUUACAGCGCAUCGAGUUAGAUACGGACAGAGAAGGGACACAGCGCUGUGUCCCUUCUCUGUCUGUAUUUAACCCGUUGUGCUGUAAAAUAUUCCACGAAAUAUAAGCAAAAACUGAAGAACGCCUAGAUCACGUAGAAAUAAGAAUAGUACAGUUACAUGGAAAACAGUCGAAUAUUGAGAGAAAUUUCGAAGUACGUAAUAUUGAUUGGGAAUAAAUUAACAAAGAGUUAUUGUGUCACCAAGAAACCUGAAUAUGCCUAAGCAGAUGUUCCUGUUGCUGUAGUCCAUAGAAGACGGCCAAAGGGAGAGAAAAAUUUGAGAAUUCAGGCUUAUUCCCAGGUGUCUGAAUAAAAGCACCCGUUAGUGCAAAAGUUUUUUUUUUUUUUUUAAAUAACAUUGGGCUAGAAAAGAAGCAUGUGCGCUCGGAUGACGGACAGCAUGCACACUCGGCGUGCAUACAUUCUAGGGUGAACAAGUGUUUCAUGAGCAAUAUGCGAGUUCCAAAUAUGAG
Messenger RNA from Rhipicephalus microplus (southern cattle tick), 1694 nucleotides. RefSeq names its product glutathione S-transferase kappa 1. The record is from RefSeq and is a predicted model, not a curated record. Lineage: Eukaryota; Metazoa; Arthropoda; Arachnida; Ixodida; Ixodidae. Gene Ontology annotation, molecular function: glutathione peroxidase activity; glutathione transferase activity. Gene Ontology annotation, cellular component: mitochondrion; peroxisome. Gene Ontology annotation, biological process: glutathione metabolic process.